UUGACCACGGCCGCCGCCAUUGUUGUGCUCUUCUUCUCCCUUUCUUCCCCGGCGCCGACCUCCCUGCCACGCGUCGUGCCCUGAUUAGCUCACUCCCCCCUGCCCCCACCUGUCAGCCUUACACGUUGCGCUGUAGUAGGUGGGGCCCACUUGAGGAAGCGGGGGUCAAACUUCCCCCGCGUUUUGGUCGUCGUCGUCGUCGUCUUCUUCCUUCUCCUCCUCCGCCUCGAAUGGCUCCACGCUUCAGCCGCGGCUAGGGUUUCGUCGCGAGCGACCUCCCGCCGCCCGCCAUGGAAGCUUCCACCUCCCUCCUAGUCCUCGUCCUCGCCGCCGCGGCGUUCGCGGCGGGGACGGUGACGGAGGCGGCGGGGGACGGGUGCAGCGCCGGGUGCGACCUCGCGCUGGCUUCCUUCUACGUGACGCCGAACCAGAACGUCACCAACAUGGCGGAUCUCUUCGGCAUCGGCGCGGCGAACUACCGCAGCCUCGCGCCCUACAACCCGAACAUCCCCAACCUCGACUUCAUCAACGUCGGCGGCCGCGUCAACGUCUACUUCACCUGCGGCUGCCGCUCGCUGCCGGGCUCGCCGGGAGCCACCUACCUCGCCGGCGCCUUCCCCUUCCAGAUGUCCCGCGGCCAGAUCUACACCUCCGUCGCCGCCAACUACAACAACCUCACCACCGCCGAGUGGCUGCAGGCCACCAACAGCUACCCGGCCAACAACAUCCCGGACACCGCCGUCAUCAACGCCACCGUCAACUGCUCCUGCGGCGACGCCAGCAUCUCGCCGGACUACGGGCUGUUCCUCACCUACCCGCUCCGCGCCGAGGAUACGCUCGCCUCCGUCGCGGCGACCUACGGGCUCUCGUCGCAGCUGGACGUGGUCAGGAGGUACAACCCGGGGAUGGAGAGCGCCACGGGGAGUGGAAUCGUGUACAUCCCCGUCAAAGAUCCCAAUGGAAGUUACCUACCUCUGAAAUCACCAGGAAAGGGAGCUUCUGCAGGAGCUAUAGCAGGAGGUGUUGUGGCUGGUGUCGUUGUGCUUGCUGCCAUCUUCUUGUAUAUCAUAUUCUAUAGGAGGAGAAAGGCAAAACAGGCCACCCUGCUUCAAUCAUCUGAAGAUUCCACACAACUUGCAGGUACGAUAUCCAUGGAUAAAGUUACCCCAUCAACAAUUGUUGGCCCUUCACCAGUUGCAGGCAUUACAGUUGACAAAUCAGUAGAGUUCUCAUAUGAAGAACUUUCUAAUGCUACACAGGGGUUUAGUAUUGGCAAUAAAAUAGGGCAAGGUGGUUUUGGUGCUGUCUAUUAUGCUGAACUUAGAGGCGAGAAAGCUGCCAUCAAGAAAAUGGACAUGCAGGCUACUCAUGAGUUCCUUGCUGAAUUAAAGGUUUUGACACAUGUUCAUCAUCUGAACCUGGUGCGUUUGAUUGGUUAUUGCAUCGAGAGCUCUUUGUUCCUUGUCUAUGAAUUUAUCGAGAAUGGCAACUUGAGCCAGCAUUUGCGUGGAAUGGGUUAUGAACCUUUGUCUUGGGCUGCCAGGAUUCAAAUUGCACUAGAUUCAGCAAGAGGUCUUGAAUACAUUCAUGAACAUACUGUUCCAGUAUACAUACAUCGGGACAUCAAAUCAGCAAACAUCUUGAUAGACAAGAACUACCGGGCAAAGGUUGCAGAUUUUGGUUUAACAAAGCUUACAGAAGUUGGUGGUACAUCAAUGCCCACAGGCACACGUGUUGUUGGUACAUUUGGUUACAUGCCUCCAGAGUAUGCUCGAUAUGGAGAUGUUUCUCCUAAGGUUGACGUCUACGCCUUUGGUGUUGUCCUCUACGAACUUAUUUCAGCGAAAGAAGCCAUAGUCAGAUCAACCGAAUCUUCAAGUGAUUCAAAGGGGCUGGUUUAUCUGUUUGAGGAGGCCCUCAACUCGCCGGAUCCCAAGGAAGGCCUUAGGACGUUGAUUGAUCCAAAGCUAGGAGAAGAUUAUCCUAUUGAUUCCAUUCUCAAGCUGACACAACUCGCAAAGGUGUGCACACAAGAAGACCCCAAGCUGAGGCCUUCAAUGAGAUCCGUGGUCGUCGCGCUGAUGACGCUUUCAUCCACAAGUGAGUUCUGGGACAUGAACAACCUGUAUGAGAACCAAGGUUUGGUCAACCUAAUGUCCGGGAGAUAGUGACUUUGGUGCCGCCUGCACACUGGGAAAAUUGUACAUUCAGGCUCAUCUGAAGUGUGUAAUGACAGCCAUUACAUUGUUUUGUCAUCUUUGUUAUUCUUUUCUUUUUUGCUGUUCCUACUUAGAGACCUUAGACAUCUGGAAGGCUAUAUGUAAGAUAUUGACUUCUACAUUCCAAUGGAAAUAAAUAAAUAUUAUCCUGUAGAUA
Messenger RNA from Oryza sativa Japonica Group (Japanese rice), 2376 nucleotides. Lineage: Eukaryota; Viridiplantae; Streptophyta; Magnoliopsida; Poales; Poaceae. The record is from RefSeq and is a predicted model, not a curated record.